Messenger RNA from Oncorhynchus kisutch (coho salmon), 6522 nucleotides. RefSeq names its product heparan sulfate glucosamine 3-O-sulfotransferase 3B1-like. The record is from RefSeq and is a predicted model, not a curated record. NCBI's taxonomy places the organism in Eukaryota, Metazoa, Chordata, Actinopteri, Salmoniformes, Salmonidae. Gene Ontology annotation, molecular function: [heparan sulfate]-glucosamine 3-sulfotransferase activity. The transcript has 2 exons. The coding region runs from base 1035 to 2249 and encodes 404 amino acids.
AAAUCGAGUAGUUACAACCCGUGACACCCUAUCGCUGUUGCCCAGUGAAAGAAUGCAACUUUACAAACUAGCCAUUCAGCCUGGAACCGCAGGAGAUUCAGGACAUCUGCCCGCGACGUACCACGUCCUUUGCUCGCGCUGAUCUCUCCGCAUAAGACUAUUGUCUCGUCUGGUCAUGCAGAAAAGCACUUGUUCUAGCGGUAGAUAUUCUGAUGCUAAUUCCACUGGCAGUAAACAGAUGUUGUGUUGAUGCUGCCAUGUUAUCCAUAUGUUUGGGGUGUAUAAAAGGAUGUUUAAAACGCUAUCAUAAUAUUUGCUUUUGCAUUUCAGCGGGUUGGAUAGAGGAUUCGGCUACUUCGCCAGUGACAUAAGUUGAUUUCCUUCAACAAUUCCAGCCUGUUAAAGUAAAGUAAAGAAAUAACAAUUGAAAUGUAGAUUUUUUAAAAUGAUUUUAUGUAAAAAAAAGUAUAUCAUAUUUUCAAGUUUUAAAUAUUAAACACGAAACACUUAUAAGACAGUUAUAAUCAGCCUACAUUAUAUGGUGACUAUUACGCACGUAGCCAUGAUGUGUGAAGGGUUUAUUGGCCUAUAACUCCUCAUUGGAAAUAAAACAACAGAUAAUUAUCUCUCACUACAGUCUUCUAGGAUUGGUCGGCUCUACUGUCAAUCAUACGCCCCAAGCCUAAACGGGAUGAAUGGGAUGUAGCCUACUCAUCUAUUCGCCGUAGUGCGCUCCCUCUCGCUCACACGCCUGUUGGCCAAGUGAUGGGAGACAACCACCGAUACUUUGUUUUUACGCACAGGGUGCGGACACACCUGACCCGAGUAUCUUUUCGUUUCGUUUGGAAUUCCGUAUGAAUGGAGCUGGAAAUUUGGUUCAUUCAUCACUAAAUAAUAAGAAGUCCGUUAUAAGCAGCGUAUAGGCAAGUUGUGGAAUUAUGUCAAUUUCACCAGGAUUUUUGCAGUGGAAGAGGAGCGAAUAACUUUAGCCAAUAUGCGUUUUUGGAUUAUGACUCGUCUCGCCCGACUGUCCUAUGGAAUAUAGCCCAAUAUAUCAGAACCUGCAUUUGGUCUCAUCAUCCCCCGUGAAGAAUAAACUAUUUGUUUUCUGCAUCAUGUUGUCCCUGUGGGUGUAUAUGAUAUAUUGCUGCGUCGGAUACUGUUCAACCAUGCCAAGUCUGAUGGUCAGUACAGCCAGCAGUAAACAUUCACAACAUCUCGAAACAGUUGACCCUAACAGAACUCAACCCCGACUCCAAAACGAAGGGGACUUGGAAUCCGAACACCAAGAAGAUCCGUUAGAUUCUUUAGAUCCGUUAUUCGGCGCAUCAUCCAGGGACGUGUUAAAUAAUGAGAGUGAUUUGGACAGCAGAGGAGGGGAGGACUGGGAUGAGAUUCGAAGCGAGCAGAGGACGUUGGAUAAUAAUGUCGUGUCAAGUCUCUUUAACGUGUCAGGGCCGGUGGAGAGUAAGAAGUUGCCCCAGGCGAUUAUCAUCGGGGUGAAGAAGGGAGGCACACGGGCGCUGCUGGAGUUCCUCCGCGUGCAUCCCGACAUUAGAGCUGUUGGGGCCGAGCCGCACUUCUUUGAUCGGAACUAUGACAAGGGACUGGAGUGGUACAGAGACCGUAUGCCUGAGACUCAGGAGGGUCAGAUCACCAUGGAGAAGACCCCCAGCUACUACGUCACUAAAGAUGUCCCCGCCCGUAUCCACACCAUGUCCCCAGACACCAGGCUGAUUGUGGUGGUCCGAGACCCCGUCACCAGGGCCAUCUCAGACUACACUCAGACCCGCUCCAAGAAACCUGACAUACCCUCCUUUGAGAGCCUCGCCUUCAAGAACAGAACUACGGGUCUCAUCGACACGUCCUGGAGCGCCGUCCAGAUCGGGAUGUAUGCCAAGCACCUAGAACGCUGGCUGCAGUACUUCCCCAAGGAGCAGCUCCUCUUCAUCAGCGGGGAGAGGUUGAUCUCCGACCCAGCCGGGGAGAUGACACGCGUACAGGACUUCCUGGGCCUCAGGAGGGUAGUCGGUCACAAACACUUUCACUUCAACCCAGCCAAGGGCUUCCCCUGUCUGAAGAGGCCGGAGGGGAAUAGUAAACCUCACUGUCUGGGGAAAACCAAAGGAAGGAUUCAUCCUAAUAUUGACCCUGAGGUGGUACAGAAACUGAGGGACUUUUAUCAACCUUUCAACAGGAGGUUUUAUCAGAUGACGGGACAUGACUUUGGAUGGGGUUCAUGGAGCUGAGCGACGGAGACAUUGAGUGAAUCCAAAAUGGAACCCUAUUCCCUAUGUAGCGCACUACCCUGGUCAAUAGUAGUGCACUAUAACAUUGGACAAAAUGGCACCCUCUUCCCUAUGAAGCGCACAACCCUGGUCAAUAGUAGUGCACUAUAACAUUGGACAAAAUGGCACCCUCUUCCCUAUGUAGAGCACUACCCUGGUCAAUAGUAGUGCAUUAUUGAGGUUGUUGUACACUAUUCUGGUGAAAUGUAGUGCACUACUGAGGUGUUAUGGUGCCCUUUCAGACAGAGAUGUUGUAUCUUUCUUUGAGGGGUUUUAGGUUGUAAUUGUAACAUUUUAGAGAUAUUGUUAUACUGUGUAUAUAAGGUGUGUAAAAAGUACAGAAGUCUAUUUUCUGAUAAUUUAUUUCUAGGAUAUUAUGAACUCACUGAGCUGCCUAUCCAUGUUUGUUGAGGAUCAUCACACAUCUUUACAUUCCUGUUUUUAAAAUAAUAGUUUGAAGGGCAUUUUGUAAUCUUGAAAUUACCUCAGAAAAAUACAUGUGCAGGAAUUGUGGAGAUGAAAAAUCUAACAGCAGAAUUGUGUUACGGGUAGCAGCACUCGACCAGCAGGGUUUAGGCUAGAGCUAUUGUUUCCCUUCAUAGACAUGCAAUGACUUCAUAAUGCUGCAUUGGCUCAUUCUCCCUACCUUUACCAUGUUGGUUUUAACAUGGCUGUACGAAUACCACACCAUCUCAGCAAGAAUGGUUCACUCACAAAGGUUGGUAGAAUGAGGACGUAGAAAUAUUGUAACGAGCAGAGAAUUAGGGUCAUUGAACACGGAGGAACUUCUCUGUAGCCGCUUGGUUUUUACAAGAUGUUAAUAACCACUCAAGGAGUCCAAAUCAACCUCCCUGCUCACUUAAUCGUUCACUACUUAUGACCAGGACCCAUGGGGCAUUUAGGGAACAGGGAACCAUUUGGGAUGCCCUCCCAGUGUCACUAUGACAGCUAUAUCAAUACAGUAAUAAUUCAUCAUCACAUCAAUUACACGUGAGUGAUGUCACAUUACAACUGAGUGAUGUCACAGUGCCGCUGAGUGAUGUCACAGUGCAGCUGAGUGAUCUGUAGUCCUGUUAGGUAAAGUUAACAGGACUGCUGUUGGAUCAGAUGUUAUCACCACAGCCCUCUGUAGUCCUGUUGGGUAAAGUUAACAGCUGUUGGAUCAGAUGUUAUCACCACAGCCCUCUGUAGUCCUGUUGGGUAAAGUUAACAGGACUGCUGUUGGAUCAGAUGUUAUCACCACAGCCCUCUGUAGUCCUGUUGGGUAAAGUUAACAGCUGUUGGAUCAGAUGUUAUCACCACAGCCCUCUGUAGUCCUGUUGGGUAAAGUUAACAGCUGUUGGAUCAGAUGUUAUCACCACAGCCCUCUGUAGUCCUGUUAGGUAAAGUUAACAGGACUGCUGUUGGAUCAGAUGUUAUCACCACAGCCCUCUGUAGUCCUGUUGGGUAAAGUUAACAGCUGUUGGAUCAGAUGUUAUCACCACAGCCCUCUGUAGUCCUGUUGGGUAAAGUUAACAGGACUGCUGUUGGAUCAGAUGUUAUCACCACAGCCCUCUGUAGUCCUGUUAGGUAAAGUUAACAGCUGUUGGAUCAGAUGUUAUCACCACAGCCCUCUGUAGUCCUGUUGGGUAAAGUUAACAGCUGUUGGAUCAGAUGUUAUCACCACAGCCCUCUGUAGUCCUGUUGGGUAAAGUUAACAGCUGUUGGAUCAGAUGUUAUCACCACAGCCCUCUGUAGUCCUGUUGGGUAAAGUUAACAGCUGUUGGAUCAGAUGUUAUCACCACAGCCCUCUGUAGUCCUGUUGGGUAAAGUUAACAGCUGUUGGAUCAGAUGUUAUCACCACAGCCCUCUGUAGUCCUGUUGGGUAAAGUUAACAGGACUGCUGUUGGAUCAGAUGUUAUCACCACAGCCCUCUGUAGUCCUGUUGGGUAAAGUUAACAGCUGUUGGAUCAGAUGUUAUCACCACAGCCCUCUGUAGUCCUGUUGGGUAAAGUUAACAGGACUGCUGUUGGAUCAGAUGUUAUCACCACAGCCCUCUGUAGUCCUGUUGGGUAAAGUUAACAGGACUGCUGUUGGAUCAGAUGUUAUCACCACAGCCCUCUGUAGUCCUGUUGGGUAAAGUUAACAGCUGUUGGAUCAGAUGUUAUCACCACAGCCCUCUGUAGUCCUGUUGGGUAAAGUUAACAGGACUGCUGUUGGAUCAGAUGUUAUCACCACAGCCCUCUGUAGUCCUGUUGGGUAAAGUUAACAGGACUGCUGUUGGAUCAGAUGUUAUCACCACAGCCCUCUGUAGUCCUGUUGGGUAAAGUUAACAGCUGUUGGAUCAGAUGUUAUCACCACAGCCCUCUGUAGUCCUGUUGGGUAAAGUUAACAGCUGUUGGAUCAGACCACAUUUAUUGGGAACUCAAUGGUGCAUUGUUGUGUUAUUGUUGUUGAAAUGGAAAUUCAAAGUCUGCGAUUCAAUCCGAUCGCCCGUUGCAGUGCUCUUGACAUCAGAAAGUCAUUUCCAGCUGAGCCAACGUUAACAGAGGUUUACCUUGAAGGUCACCUCUGUGAACGUGGGAACAUUACCUCUGUGAACGUGGGAACAUUACCUCUUCGAACGUGGGAACAUUACCUCUGUGAUAGUGUGCAGCACUGUAGCGAGCCUUGAAUUGAAUCGUGACCAACGUCUUGCUAUUCAGGGCUCACAAUUCCUUUCUCCUAAGUCUGUGUAUGGGUGAGUUUUAUUCAUCCCUAUACAGAGAGAUACGCCAAUGACAAUGUUUCUACCCAUCAAAUAUGAUGAUAAUGUUAAUAAUGAUAAUGAUAAAAAAUCUGUAUCCAACUAUUUUGCUGCAUAGUUUCCAUUUUACAAAGAUGUAAAUGAGGCCGUUGUGAGUAACAUGGCGUCAUUGUUGUUAUUUCUUUCAAGUAAGGAAUAUAUCUAUUUUACCAAAACAAAAUGAUCCUCUGAAUGUCACAUUGUCAUAAAACUACACGACACCUUUGACAUGUGUUAUAACUACAUUAUAAACAAAUUAUACAGUCUUAUGACCAGCUUAUAAAGCCCCUGUCAUCUCUCCUCAUUGUCUUCGGUGACUACGUCAUUGGAGCCCUUAGCACUGAGCACAGUGGCACCAGAGGGGUUGUCUGACGCUGCCUUGAACCUCAUUAGCCAGACAGGUUAAUGAGCGCAGUUAGCAUUAGUGUUAGCGUUAGCGACUCAAUGGAACACUACCACGCUUGUCGCCAUGGUCACAGCACCAUGUGUCAGGUCCCUCUCUAAGCAGGAGAAGAGACAGAUGAUCAAAACACUGCCAUUCCUCUGAGAGCCUGAUAUUUGAUAACACCUGACACUGUAAAGAAGGAGAGCCUGAUAGUAGAUAACCCCUGACACUGUAAAGAAGUAGAGUCUGAUAGUAGAUAACCCCUGACACUGUAAAGAAGGAGAGCCUGAUAGUAGAUAACCCCUGACACUGUAAAGAAGUAGAGCCUGAUAGUAGAUAACCCCUGACACUGUAAAGAAGUAGAGCCUGAUAGUAGAUAACCCCUGACACUGUAAAGAAGUAGAGCCUGAUAGUAGAUAACCCCUGACACUGUAAAGAAGUAGAGCCUGAUAGUAGAUAACCCCUGAUACUGUAAAGAAGGAGAGCCUGAUAGUAGAUAACCCCUGACACUGUAAAGAAGUAGAGCCUGAUAGUAGAUAACCCCUGACACUGUAAAGAAGUAGAGCCUGAUAGUAGAUAACCCCUGAUACUGUAAAGAAGGAGAGCCUGAUAGUAGAUAACCCCUGACACUGUAAAGAAGGAGAGCCUGAUAGUAGAUAACCCCUGACACUGUAAAGAAGAAGAGCCUGAUAUUUCAUAACCCCUGAUACUGUAAAGAAGGAGAGCCUGAUAGUAGAUAACCCCUGACACUGUAAAGAAGUAGAGCCUGAUAGUAGAUAACCCCUGACACUGUAAAGAAGUAGAGCCUGAUAGUAGAUAACCCCUGAUACUGUAAAGAAGGAGAGCCUGAUAGUAGAUAACCCCUGACACUGUAAAGAAGUCAUGUCAGGUCAACACGAUUGUUCAGUUUUUCGAUCGGUCAUUUUUUCGAAUUCCCUAUGAUUGGGUUUGUGUUGGAGGGAAUUGAUCAUCUGUAUCUGUAUGUAAGUGUACUAAAAUCAAAUCAAAUCAAACGUAUUUAUAUAGCCCUUCAUACAUCAGCUGAUAUCUCAAAGUGCUGUACAGAAACCCAGCCUAAAACCCCA